This is a messenger RNA of Drosophila mojavensis, 3226 nucleotides long. RefSeq names its product serine/threonine-protein kinase PITSLRE (gene Pitslre). The transcript has 3 exons. Gene Ontology annotation, biological process: regulation of mitotic cell cycle; protein phosphorylation. NCBI's taxonomy places the organism in Eukaryota, Metazoa, Arthropoda, Insecta, Diptera, Drosophilidae. Bases 140 to 3064 code for a protein of 974 amino acids. Gene Ontology annotation, cellular component: nucleus. The record is from RefSeq and is a predicted model, not a curated record. Gene Ontology annotation, molecular function: cyclin-dependent protein serine/threonine kinase activity; ATP binding.
ACGCAAGAUAUGAAAUUCAAAUUUAAAGUGUGCCCAGCAGCUCAAGUGUGUAAAAUGGCAAAUCCACAGCGAACAGCAGGCCCAGGAUAUGGCCAACUUCUCAAACCCAAUAUGAAAUGACUCAAGAAAAUGCCUUUAAAUGACACAAAGACAGACGAGAGAGAGUGAAGAUCGUAAGGUCUGGCGCGGCGAAGAUGACCACGACGCUGAUGCCCUUUACAUACAACCGCCACAGGCUGUCAGCAGUCAGGGACGAGACGCUACGAGUUCGCGGCGAGAGAAGAAAAAGCAUUCACGGGACCGGCGCCACAAGGAGCGCAGCAGCCUGGAGGAGCGGGAGCGGGAACGUGAACGAGAGCGGGAGCGUGAAAGGGAGCGCUAUGAGUAUCGAGGAUCUCGUGAGGAUCUGGAACAACGUUAUCAUCAGCACCAUCAACAGCAUCGCAGUGAACGAGCCAAACAUCAUCUGAGCCACGCCUAUCAAUAUCAGCAACAGCUCCCCUUGCCGCCGCCUCCCCAGAGCUAUGUCCAUCACCAUCAUCAUCAACAGCAAUUAAUGAGCUUAUCCCGUGCUGGGGCGCGUGCCGAAUACUAUCAUAGCAGCCGGCAUGUCAAUUACGUAGAAGUGGAGCAGCCGCCGUUACCAUCUCAGCGUCGCUCCAGCAAACAUGGCUACGAGCAGCCAAAGGAUGCUGAGAGCUUGGAACAGGAUCUGCGCUCACGACUGCUCAGCAAGCGGCACAAAUACGUUAAAGACUAUGAGAUGGAGGAAAACUACGAGCAACAACAUUCACAUAGUCGACGCAAGGAGCGGGAAUCUCGGCACAGCAGCCACAGUCACAAACUGCGCCACGGUCAGGUCAUCGAGCUGCUGGACAGUCCCGAGUCAGGAGCAGUGCCGCAUCAGUCACAUCAUCGUAGCAAGCAAAGACGUUCUGAGAUCGAGGAAGCCGCCGAUCCUGUGCAACAUCAUCGCACAGUUUCUACUGAUCCAGAGUUGCUGGCACGACGAGAGAAAAUCUUGGCUGCCGAGCGUGAGAAUCGCAAGCGCAAGCAAAUUGCACGCGAGGAGCUGGAGGCGCGUCGGGAGCAACUGCUACGUGAACGCAAUGAGCACAGCGAUGCACUCAGUCCCAGCGCUGUGGCAGCCAGUGUAACCGCUGGGCUUAAUCCUGUCAAGCGCAAGCAAAAAAUUAAACUAGAAGAGGAGCACUACGAGCAUCGAAAACGAAGCAAGCAGCAGUCGGGUGAGGAAAACAAGCGGCAAGAGAAGCCAGCCGAAGAUGGCACCGAAGACAGUGACGACAGUGACUCCGAUGAGGAUGACGAAGACGAGGACAGUGGCAGCGAGGAGAGCGCCAGCGACUCUGCAGAGAGUGCUGAGAGCAGCUACGAACAGCCGCCACACAAGAAAAACAAGAGAAAAAUCCCCCAACCCGACGAUGAUGACGAUGUGCCACUGCCAGAUAGUCCACUGAGUGUGGGCGCUCUUUACAAGUCGCCGAAGCAAAGACCUCGUUCUCGCUCCGCCAGCUCCAAGAGCUCGGCGCAUAGUCACAGCAGUGCAGCCAGCAGCAAGAGUCGUCACAGCAGUCGAAGUCAUAGCAGUCGCAGUCGGUCCCGUUCCCGAUCGCCAAUCAGUAGCGGGGAGGAGCAACAGCGCUCACGUAGCAGCAGCACGCGCAGCGAGGAGCGCGGCAUGGCCCAACAGCAGCUGCAACAGCAGCCGCAGCCGCUGGAUAGUAGUGAGACCAGCACUGCAGAUAAGUUGUCAAAGGCACCUGUUGAGGAUUUGCCGCCAUGUGAUGACAAGGGUGUGCCUCUACCCAACUAUUAUCCGGGCGUGCAGGGCUGCCGUUCGGUAGAAGAGUUCCAGUGCCUCAAUCGCAUCGAGGAGGGCACCUACGGCGUUGUCUACCGCGCCAAGGACAAACGCACCAACGAAAUAGUCGCCUUGAAGCGUCUGAAAAUGGAAAAGGAAAAGGAAGGCUUUCCCAUAACAUCGCUUCGAGAGAUCAAUACGCUGCUAAAGGGCCAGCAUCCGAAUAUUGUGACGGUGCGUGAGAUUGUCGUUGGUUCCAAUAUGGACAAAAUAUUUAUUGUUAUGGACUAUGUGGAGCACGAUCUCAAAUCUCUGAUGGAAACGAUGAAGCAGCGCAAGCAGAGCUUCUUUCCGGGCGAGGUGAAAUGUCUGGCCCAACAGCUGCUGCUCGCUGUCGCCCAUCUGCACGACAAUUGGAUACUGCAUCGUGACCUGAAGACCUCCAAUCUGUUGCUCUCCCACAAGGGCAUACUUAAGGUGGGUGAUUUUGGCUUGGCACGCGAAUACGGCUCGCCUUUGAAGAAGUAUACCUCCUUGGUGGUCACGCUGUGGUAUCGAGCGCCAGAGCUGUUGCUCUGCUCACCGGAAUACUCGACGCCCAUAGACGUGUGGUCUGUAGGCUGCAUUUUUGCCGAAUUUUUACUAAUGGCGCCGCUCUUUCCGGGCAAAUCUGAAAUCGAUGAGCUCAAUCGCAUCUUUAAGGAACUCGGCACACCCAACGAAAAGAUCUGGCCAGGGUAUUCGGAACUACCGGCCGUUAAAAAUAUGCUGAGCCAGAACUCACAGUUCACGGAUUAUCCAGUGUCACAGCUGCGUAAACAUUUCCAGGACAAAACAUCAGAUGCGGGACUUGGACUGCUGCAGGGCCUGCUCACAUAUGAUCCAAAACAAAGACUGACUGCUGAUGCGGCGCUUAAGCAUGGCUACUUUAAGGAGCUACCCCUACCCAUCGAUCCAUCCAUGUUUCCCACUUGGCCAGCCAAGAGCGAGCUGGGCGCACGCAAGGCGCAGGCAUCGUCUCCAAAGCCACCAUCCGGUGGCUCGCAAUUCAAGCAGCUGGGCCGUGAUGAGCCCAUGCCAACUGCCACAGCUGGUGGCGGAGCUGGUGCUAAGCUCGCCUCCGGGAUCAUCACUGGCAACAAGAAGAGCGGUGCAACGGCGGCCAGCACAGGAUUUGUACUGAAUGCGGGUCUGACGCAACGGCAGCUGGCAAUGGGUCCAGGCUUCAGUCUGAAGUUCUGAGACCGAUUUGUGUGUGGUGUGUACAACAGAUUCGUAGCCAAUUUGAAUAAUUGUUAUGUAUAGUUUAGCGUGUAAGAUAAAAAAUGAGGAAACAAAAGAUAUCGUUUUAAUGUAUGUGUACAAAUAUUGUUCCAAAUAUAAUUUAAAAGCCAUACAAUCACA